CUGGCGAGCCCACAACAGUCGCAACUCGCCGCCCAGCCGCCAGCAGCUUGCAGCUCGCAGCCCCGCGCAGCCCCGCACGCAGCCCCGCGCAGCCAUGUUUCAGCCAGCCGGCCACGGCCAGGACUGGGCCAUGGAGGGCCCGCGGGACGGCCUCAAGAAGGAGCGGCUGGUGGACGAUCGCCACGACAGCGGCCUGGAUUCCAUGAAGGACGAGGAGUACGAGCAGAUGGUGAAGGAGCUGCAGGAGAUCCGCCUGCAGCCGCAAGAGGCGCCGCUGGCCGCCGAGCCCUGGAAGCAGCAGCUCACGGAGGACGGAGACUCGUUCCUGCACUUGGCGAUCAUCCAUGAAGAGAAGACUCUGACCAUGGAAGUGAUCCGGCAGGUGAAGGGAGACCUGGCCUUCCUCAACUUCCAGAACAACCUGCAGCAGACUCCCCUUCACUUGGCUGUGAUCACCAACCAGCCAGGAAUUGCUGAGGCACUUUUGGAAGCUGGCUGUGAUCCUGAGCUCCGAGACUUUCGAGGAAAUACCCCUCUCCACCUUGCCUGUGAGCAGGGCUGUCUGGCCAGCGUAGGAGUCCUGACACAGACUUGCACACCUCAGCAUCUCCACUCCAUCCUGCAGGCCACCAAUUACAAUGGCCACACAUGUCUGCACCUGGCCUCCAUCCAUGGCUACCUGGGCAUCGUGGAGCAUUUGGUGUCUUUGGGUGCCGAUGUCAAUGCACAGGAGCCCUGCAAUGGCCGGACAGCUCUCCACCUUGCAGUGGACCUGCAGAACCCAGACCUGGUGUCGCUCUUGUUGAAGUGUGGGGCUGAUGUCAACAGAGUAACCUACCAAGGCCACUCCCCCUAUCAGCUUACCUGGGGCCGACCAAGUACCCGGAUACAGCAGCAGCUGGGCCAGCUGACCCUGGAAAAUCUUCAGAUGCUGCCCGAAAGUGAGGAUGAGGAGAGCUAUGACACAGAGUCAGAAUUCACGGAGGAUGAGCUGCCCUAUGAUGACUGUGUAUUUGGAGGCCAGCGUCUGACAUUAUGAGUGGAAAGUGUCAAAAACAACAUGGACUUGUACAUUUGUAUAAAACAAGAGUUUUAUUUUUCUAAAAAGAAAGAAAAGAAAAAAAAAAAAGAAGAAGAAGAAAGGGGUAUACUUACCACCACUCUGCACACAGCCUCUCCCCAAGCAUCUUACUGUAGUGAUUGCAGACCUCGUUUUGCUAUUUUUGUGAAGUGGGGAAACAGGUCAUUGGAAUUCGAAGAAAGUAUCUUUUAAAGCUCACGUUUGUGGGGCUUUGAGAGGUGGUUUUCCAGACUGAUGAAAGGGACCACAUUCUAUUUAUUGUGCUUUUGACUGAACAGUAGAUCUAGUAGCUAAGCCCAGUGUGUCCUCAUAUGUAGAACCAGGUAUUCAGUGGUAUGUGCUUAAGUCACUCCUGACUGAGGUUUGUGUAACCCUCUUGUAAAUGUUGUAUAUGGUGUAUUUUGUUGGUAAUUAUUUUGGUACUUCUAAGAUGUAUAUUUAUUAAACAGAUUUUUACAGACA
Messenger RNA from Phodopus roborovskii (desert hamster), 1543 nucleotides. RefSeq names its product NFKB inhibitor alpha (gene Nfkbia). Gene Ontology annotation, molecular function: protein binding. NCBI's taxonomy places the organism in Eukaryota, Metazoa, Chordata, Mammalia, Rodentia, Cricetidae. The transcript is spliced from 6 exons. The record is from RefSeq and is a predicted model, not a curated record. Bases 95 to 1039 code for a protein of 314 amino acids.